Rhodotorula graminis WP1 is the source of this 2016-nucleotide messenger RNA. RefSeq lists its product as uncharacterized. The record is from RefSeq and is a predicted model, not a curated record. Gene Ontology annotation, molecular function: RNA binding; transmembrane protein transporter activity. Gene Ontology annotation, cellular component: Sec62/Sec63 complex. Lineage: Eukaryota; Fungi; Basidiomycota; Microbotryomycetes; Sporidiobolales; Sporidiobolaceae. The transcript is spliced from 10 exons. Bases 1 to 2016 code for a protein of 671 amino acids. Gene Ontology annotation, biological process: post-translational protein targeting to endoplasmic reticulum membrane; SRP-dependent cotranslational protein targeting to membrane.
AUGGCCGGCUACACCUAUGACACGAGUGGACAGUCCUACUUCUUCCUCCUGACCGUCCUCCUCCUCGUCCUCCUCCCCUUCACCUACGCGACCCUGUUCGGCGGCGCAGAGCGCGCAGCAGCCCGCGUCAAGGCGCCCUGUCAAGCCUGGAACCGCAAGACGCCCGAGGCGAGGAGGGCCGGUGGGGCAAAGGGAGCCGUCGGCGUCCGGCACUUCCUGCUCGCGGUCGGCUGGGUCGCGCUCGCCGUCGUCGUCCAGCGCGCGCUCCUCAUCGAGGGCGAGGGCGCGUCCUUUGACCCGUUCACGAUCCUCGGCGUCUCGGCUGGAGCGACCGAGAAGCAGAUCAAGAAGCACUACCGCAAGCUGUCGCUCAAGUUGUCCCCACCCGGACAAGCUCACGCUCCCGAGAACCAGACCAAGGAGGAGGCCGACAGCCACUUUGUCGAGCUGACAAAGGCCUACAAGGCCCUCACCGACGACGUGAGCCGCCGCAACUACGAGCUGUACGGCCACCCGGACGGCAAGCAGGAGUUCAGCUCCGGCAUCGCCCUCCCGGCCUGGAUCGUCGAGAGCAAGAACUCGCCGUUCGUCAUCGGCGCCUACGCCCUCCUUCUCGGCGUCGUCCUCCCCGUCCUCGUCGGUCGCUGGUGGUACGGCACGCGCAAGCUCACCAAGGACGGCGUCCUCAACUCGACCGCGUCCAAGUACUUCCACGCCCUCAAGGAGGAGUCGACGUUCCCGCAGCUCGUCGAUGUGCUCGCCUCGUCGGACGAGUUCGCCGUCAACCCGAAGCUCGUCAAGCUCCGCAAGUCGCCGAGCAAGGCCGCUGUCGACGAGUACGCGCGCCUCGUGUCAACUGUGCGCGAGGGCGUCGACGGCCAGGCGGGCUGGGACGGCUACGCCACGUGGACGCCGGCCAAGAAGCGUGCCCGCGUCAUGAUUGCCGCGUACCUCCUUCGCUUGCCGAUCAAGGACGCCAACCUCCUCAAGGAGAAGUACCUCACCGCCUCGAUCGCCCUCCCCCUGUGCUCGGGCCUCGCCUCGAUCGCGCUCGCCCACAACUGGCUCUCGACCUACAUCUCGAUCCUCCACCUCCAGCAGUUCCUCCUGCAGGCCGUCCACCCGUCGUCGUCGCCGCUCCUCCAGCUUCCGCAUGUCACGCCCGAACUCGCCGCCGCCGCCAAGAAGCAGGGCGUCGAGACGGUCAAGCAGUUCGGCGAGCUCGACCGUGCCCAGGUCGACAAGAUCCUCAACGGCCUGCCCGAGGGCGACAAGAAGGACGCGCACGACGUCGCGAGGAGCUGGCCGAUUGUCGACGUCGUCGGCGCCAAGUUCGAGGUCGCCGGCGAGAAGGUCGUCACGCCGGGCGCCAUCGUCUCGUUCGAGCUCAAGUUGCGACUCGCGCCUCCCGGGACCAAGCGCACCACGCCCGAGGUCGUCAGCAUCACGCACGACACGGCCGACGAGGGUGGCGAGCAGUCGGUCGACGAGCUCAUCGGGCGCAGGAGCAAGAAGGAGGACGGCGUCGUCCCGACCCCGAUUGCGCACGCACCUCACUUCCCCAAGAACCGCAAGCCGGCGUGGCACAUCUUUGUCGGCGACCACAAGCUCAAUCGCGUCUUUGUCGCGCCGUACCGCUUCACCGACAUGGGCGCGUCGGCGACCCGCACCGUCCGCAUGUCGUUCCAGGCGCCUCCCGGCCCGGGCCUGUACACGUUCCAGGUCUACGUCGCGAGCGACUCGUUCGUCGGGACGGGCGCGCAGAAGGACAUGCGCAUGAAGGUCGAGCAGCCCAAGGAGGACGACGACGAGGGCAUCGACGACGAGGACGACGACAUCAGCGAGCCGGACGAGGACUCGCUCGCCGGCCAGAUGGCGCUCAUGAAGGGCCUGCCGGUCAAGCGGCGCGACGACUCGGACGGCGAGGACGGGUCGGGAGCAGACGACGACGAGGACAGCGAGACGGACUCGGAUUCGGACAGCGACUCGAGCUCUGACGACUCGGACAGCGACUGA